Molecule: messenger RNA, 1770 nt
Organism: Moneuplotes crassus
Lineage: Eukaryota; Ciliophora; Spirotrichea; Euplotida; Euplotidae
Source: the annotation of a GenBank genome assembly
AUGAAAAUGAAAACUAGUCAAAAAUUUCUGAAGACUCCAACACCUAUGAGAAAGGAGAAGAGCAAAAGCUCACCACAAGGUUUUAGUAGAAAGUCAAGCUCUAAAGUCACUCUUACUGGGAACACAACCUCCUCAAUCAUAGGGAUUAUUGGUAAAAGUCAGAAAUAGCACCAAUGGGUCUGAUAUCUCAGGAGAGAUUCAUAGUAUUGCUCAAAGCCAAAUGAAAAUGACCACUAAGAGUGAGGCUGAGAUGCACCUGAAUUUUAACCCUCUCCCAGAUAAUGAAACACAGAAGAAAAUAGACUACUUCAUAACCCCUUAUAACAGCGCUAAAGUUGUUACAAAGUUUAUGAAUUUUAACGAAAAGGAGACUCAGGGACAUGUACAAUUAGACUCAUGAUACAAGUGGAAAAAGAUAUCAGGAAUGAUCCUCAACCAGGAUAAGUACUCAUUGAGGAAUACUCUGAGUACUAUAAAUGAUAAGUUAUACAAAACUAUCGACCAUGCAUUAAGGAUGAAUAAUACAAAGAAAUUGCCUCUUCAGAAGAAACGAGUAAAAUUUAUGGGGUCCCAGGUUGACAACCCGAAUGCUAAGCCUAGCAGAAGGAUGCUAGCUCCUCCAAAGAGAGUGACAAAGUCCCAUCGGUAUAAAACUUCUCCCAUUUUUGUAUGAAAAAUUAAUGAGUAUAAGAACAGCACUGCACCAAGGAAGUCUAUUAUCUCAACUGUUUUGGAAGGAAUCAGGGAAUCGCAGGAUAAACUGAGGGAGAAAGCUGAGCAGAAAAAGAAUGAUACGACUCAUAAGGCUGAAAUCGUAAGGCUCUUCACCAGAAGCAAAUCGCUAAAUUUCUCGAAUCACAAAGAUCCAGUGAGGGGGAUUCAAGCGAAAAAUGGGUUGAAGAAUUCCUACUCAAGAGAAUCUAAGAUGAGUCAUGCCCAGAAAUCUGAAAUCGGGGAUGAUUUGAAGCCAAUCUGCUCCGUUAUGGAGAAUGAUCAAGAACUAUUAGAGUCAAGCUGAUCGUCCUUUGACUCUUCAGUACCUUCACACAAGAAGCGAGUGGUAAACCAGGCUUUGCUACUGGAACUUCUCAAGGGGGAGCACCAAGUGUUUCGGAAACAUCAGAGUAACAAAAAGAUUUUCCUAUAUAAGCCACUUCAAAAUGGUAGGGUUAGUACUAACCGGCUUAUUGAUACUAAAGAUACUACUCCUUGCCAGCCUCAUGGUGAAAGAAGUAAAACCAAACUAAGCUCAGCCAGGAAGAAUUUCUUCAAGUAUAGUACCCCUACUAUCUGCUUCAAAGAGGGGUACCCCAACCAAUGUUUAAGGCAGACAGAUAAGUCAAGUCCUCAGAAUGCCAAUCAGGUAGCCUCCAAACUUAGUCAUAGAGAGACAACAAGGCUGGAUCGAACUCGUAAUAGACCGAUCAUUGAAAUGGCCUCUGGCACUAGUUUUAAAAAACAUAGCCAGAACGCGGUGGGCCUAAAUUCUCACAAUUUACCAAUGAAAGUAUGAAAUAAAGAAAUUUUCAAAAAGACUAGUCAUAAGGUUAGACAUGUUUCUCAGGCCUUGAAGCAGAAUACAGGCCACCCCUCUUGUGUUCCUACGGGUAAGAAACGGAGGAAUAUAAAGACAACAGGCUGUCGCCUAUUUUCUCCUCAGCCUCGGUUGACUGCACAGAAGAUCAAGAGAGAGGGAGGCCUUCUGAUGGCCACUCAGUGCUUCAUCUAACUAAGCUAUUCGACUAUAUUAGUGGUAAAAACCUUUAUUUA